Molecule: messenger RNA, 1577 nt
Organism: Polypterus senegalus (gray bichir)
Lineage: Eukaryota; Metazoa; Chordata; Cladistia; Polypteriformes; Polypteridae
Gene: rrp9
Product: ribosomal RNA processing 9, U3 small nucleolar RNA binding protein
Exons: 16
Coding region: 99-1517 (472 amino acids)
Cellular component (GO): small-subunit processome
Molecular function (GO): protein binding; snoRNA binding
Source: RefSeq, a predicted model, not a curated record
GAAAAACAAAACCUCUGGCACUUGGCGACGACUCGGAGGGCCGGUGGCUGCCUAGACAACGAGAACAACAAAAGGGGCGGGGGCUUAAAAGAAGAAACAUGUCGUCUUUCUUCAUAAAGAAGAAAGGAAGCGCAAAGACGACGAAAAAUAAAGAGAACGGUACUGCCCAGAAGAGAAAGCUCGCAGUGAGUGGAGACGCUAAACGUCCUCUUAAGACUCCCACCUCGAGGCUGAACGAAGAAAUCUCCAGCGACUCGGACUCGGAAAGCCCUCAGGUUGGAAAAAAACAAAGAAACGAAGAUGAAGAAAUUGAGGAAACUGCCCAAGAGAAGAAACUGAGACUGGCGAAGAUUUACCUUGAUCAGCUGAGAGAAGAAGAAACCGAGAAGGCAGAAGAGGACGCCUUUGAGACGGACUUAAUAGCUGGCAGGCUGCAGGACGACGUGCUUGAACAGAAAGGCAGAUUACAACGACAAGUAGCAAAAGACUUCCAGCCUCCCGAUGUUGCAGACGUCCGCCUGCUGAAGGGGCACAAGCUCCCGGUCACCUGCCUUGUCAUUUCUCCCGAUGAUAAACACAUUUUCUCAUCGUCCAAGGACUGCUCCAUUAUUAAAUGGGACGUGGAGACGGGCAAGAAGGUCUGCACAGUCCCUGGAGGGAGAAAGGGGACAGAAGACAGGCACGUGGGACACACGGCACACGUCCUCUGCAUGGCGCUAUCCUCAGAUGGCAAAUACCUGGCCACCGGUGACCGAAACAAGCUGGUGAUGAUUUGGGACGCGGCGACCUGCCGCCAUCUCUACACGUUCCCUGGCCACCGGGACGCCGUGUCGGGCUUGUCCUUCAGAAGAGGCACCCACCAGCUGUACAGCGCGUCACACGACCGCUCGGUCAAAGUGUGGAAUGUCGAUGAGAACGCCUACGUGGAGACGCUGUUUGGCCACCAGGAUGUCAUCACCGGGCUGGACAGCCUGAGCCGAGAGCGCUGCGUGACUGCGGGGGGCCGUGACGGCACCGUGAGGGUCUGGAAGAUCGCCGAGGAGUCUCAGCUGGUGUUUCAUGGUCACGGGGGCUCCAUUGAUUGUGUUCAGCUCAUAAAUGAAGAGCACAUGGUGACCGGAGCGGACGACGGUUCCGUCGCCGUCUGGAGUGUCAACAGGAAGAAGCCCCUGGUGACCAUCAAACAGGCCCACGGUUGCUAUGGAGACGGGGCCUUAGCACAGCCCUACUGGAUUUGCAGCAUGGCUGCCCUCCAGAACGGUGACGCCGUGGCCUCGGGCUCCCACGACUCCAAGGUCCAGCUCUGGCGCUGUUCAGAAGGUUUCCGCAGCAUGGAGCCGCUCUUCAGCAUCCCUCUGGUCGGAUUUGUCAACAGCUUGAAGUUCUCCAAUUCCGGGAAGUUCCUCGCCGCUGGUGUUGGUCAGGAGCACAGGCUGGGACGGUGGUGGCGCAAGAAAGAUGCCAAGAAUGGAAUUUACAUUAUACCUCUGAAGAAGGAUGGGCAAGAGCGGGCCUGAAGUGGGCGCCUCGCCCCGUCUGCUGUGAAGCUGUAAAUAAAUUCAUUGUGUUAAAGUGUU